CGACUCGUGCCGAUGAGCCAGUCUGAACAGCAGCAGCUCGAGCCAGCAGCGGCAACUAGAACUAGCCGAGAGGUGUCUCCUACAGUGCAGCCGGCCGAGGCCAGGACGACGAGGACCACCUGAGCAGAGCCGGGCCAAGAGCAGCCGCAGAGCCCGCCGUACCGCGAGACCAGCUGCAACAUGGCCAGACCCAAGGUGUUCGUCAGCAACGCGGAGGUACCCGAGCCGGGCCUUGCGCUGCUCAGACAGGAGUGCGAGGUGGUCGAGGUGCCCUCCAACAACCCCUCCUACGACACCAUCCUCCAGCACAUGCCCAGCUCGGGCGUCGACGCCAUCUUCUGGUGCAGCAAGUACAAGCUCGACGCCGCGGUCGUCGAUGCAGCGGGCCCCGCGCUGCGGGCGGUCGCGUCCAUGUCGGCCGGCUACGACCACAUCGACGCCCACCUCCUCAAGCGGAGGGGCAUCCCCUUCGGCAACACCGCCAACGUCCUGAACGACGCGGUGGCCGAGACGGCCGUCGCCCUGGUGCUCACCGUGUCCCGGAGACUGCAGGAGGGGCGGCGGGCCCUGGAGCGAGGCUUGUGGGAGACCGGACGGCCGCAGUUUAUGCUGGGCCUUGACGUCGCGGGGAGCACCGUUGGAGUUGUCGGGCUGGGAGGCAUUGGGCAGGCUUUCGCCAAGCGCAUCAAGGCAUUCAACAUCGGGAAACUCCUGUAUUCUGGACACAAGCCGAAACCUGAGGCAUCAGCCCUGGGUGCAGAGUUUGUUUCCUUUGACGAACUAGUAAGAAAAAGCGACAUAAUUGUGAUGGCUUGUCCACUGACUGCGGAAACAAAGAAUUUGUUCAAUGCACAGGUCUUUGAUGAGAUGAAAUCUACCUCAAUCCUGAUAAAUGUUGGCCGGGGAGGUUGUAUAGAUCAAGAAGCACUAGUUGAUGCAUUGAAGACUAAGAAAAUAUGGGGUGCUGGCUUGGAUGUCAUGGUGCCAGAGCCUAUACCAGUAGACCAUCCCUUGGUUAGCCUUGAUAACUGUGUACUAUUUCCACAUGUAGGAAGUGCAACAGUGGGCACUCGAGCAGCAAUGGCAGUCCUAGCAGCAAAAAAUAUCCUGUGUGCGCUCAAGGGUCAGCCUAUGCCUUCACCUGUAUAGGCUGGAAUAUCUUAUUUCUAAGAUAUUUGCAGAAGAUCAUUAAAAUUGUUUUCAAGUCAUAUAAAAAUUGUUCAUUGGAAUAUAAUCAUUUUAAAAAAUAUCAAAACAGAA
This is a messenger RNA of Frankliniella occidentalis (western flower thrips), 1260 nucleotides long. Its product is annotated as glyoxylate reductase/hydroxypyruvate reductase. Lineage: Eukaryota; Metazoa; Arthropoda; Insecta; Thysanoptera; Thripidae. The record is from RefSeq and is a predicted model, not a curated record. The transcript is spliced from 8 exons. Gene Ontology annotation, cellular component: cytosol. Gene Ontology annotation, molecular function: NAD binding; hydroxypyruvate reductase (NADH) activity; glyoxylate reductase (NADPH) activity. Bases 181 to 1149 code for a protein of 322 amino acids.